UACUUGCGUCGCUAGUUUGGAGCUGCCGCUAUCUGUCUUCGCCACGGGUCACUGUUAUCCGCAUCACCACGCUCCGGCCUCUCCAAGUCACAUAAAAGCAGGAUUAGAGCUGUUAGUGGACGAACGAGAAGGCGGGGACUGCUUUCAAGGUUCCCACACAUUUUUACGCACACCCUCCUCGCGGGCAGCAUCUUUCUAGUGUUCCCGAGUGCGCGCAACAGGUCGGACCGCCUGUUCAACCAUGCCGAGCAAAAGCCAGUACUUGCGUCCGAGGCUGUGCAUGCUGGAGAAGGGAGACAACGGCUACGGGUUUCACCUACACGGGGAGAAAGGGAAGACCGGCCAGUUCAUCCGCCUGGUGGAGCCCGACAGUCCCGCUGAGAGCUCCGGGCUGCGCGCCGGAGACCGCCUCGUCUUCGUGAACGGCGAGGACGUGGAGAACGAGAGCCACCAACAAGUCGUGUCCCGGAUACGCGCCACGGCGGGACUCCUGGAGCUGAUCGUGGUAGACCCGGAGACGGAACAGUUGCUAAAGAGACACAAUCUGAAGUGCCAGAAAGAGUAUGUCACCGAGGGAGUCCCGGUGGAGGAGGAAGAUGGGGAGGAAGAGGAGGUGGAGGUAGAGGAGCAGCGGCAGGUGGAAGAGGGAGAGUCUGUGGAAGCGGAGACCGUGGAUGGGACAGAGAACGGAGACAAAGAUGAUGAAGAAAAAGUAGUUACCGCGGAUGUAGAGGCGGCAGAGGAGACACAAGAGGAGACACACGAGGAGACACACGAGGAGACACACGAGGAGACACACGAAGAAACACACGAAGAGACACACGAGGAGACACACGAGGAGACACACGAGGAGACACACGAGGAGACAAAUGAGGAGACAGCUGAGGAGACACGGGAGGAGACACGGGAGGAGAGACGGGAGGAGGACGCGCAACAAGACGUGACCCCGAGACAGUCCACGCCGGUCCCGGAGCCGGUUCACGAGAGCAACGGAGACAUCCACAAUCACGUGGAGAAGAAGCUCAGCGUCCACUCCGAUAAGGACUCCGUAAAGGAGGAGAAUACAGCGUUGCGACCGCGCCUGUGUGUCAUCCAAAGAGGACCAAACGGGUAUGGGUUUAACCUGCACAGCGAGAGGGCCAGACCGGGCCAGUUCAUCCGGGCGGUGGACGAAGACUCUCCAGCUGAGAGAGCAGGACUGCAGCCCCAGGACAGGAUAGUACAGGUAAACGGAGUGCCAGUGGAGGGGAAGACGCACUCACAAGUGGUGUCCGUCAUAAAAGCUGGAGGCACUGAGACUAGACUGCUGGUGGUGGACCCAGAAACAGACGCUUUCUUCAAGAGGUGUAGGGUGGUCCCCAGAGAAGAGCACAUCACAGGUCCACUGCCUGAGCCUGUAGUCAAUGGAGGGAUAGAGGAGAAGGUGAAUGGCAGAGAGACAAAGGAGCUAGAACAAGAGUCCAAACUGUCAGUGAGUCCUUCUCCAUCGAACGCUUCGUCCAAUACCUCUCUCACGACUCCCACAGCAAACACUCCGCCUGAGGGUCUGAUCACUGAUGCCAUACCAGCACUAAACCUGAGCCUCCAGCAGGUCAAGGAGCUCGCUCACCAGAAACGUUCCAACAAAAGAGCCCCGCCAAUGGACUGGACCAAGAAGAAUGAACUGUUUAGCAACCUAUAGGGGAUUUUAUUGAUUAUACACUGAGAAUCGGACUGGUUUUACAGGUUGUGAUGAAAGAGAAGGAGCUGGUUGCUUUUUGUAAAAUAUGGUCUUACCACUUUACUAUCUUAUUAUAUCUCAGAUGUUUUAUGUAUAAUGUGCUACUAACAAAAGCAAUAUACACAUGUGACCUAUGUGAAAUGUGAGUGCAUUUAUGGGCCCUGACAAUCCCUGCUGGACAGAGCAGAAAAGCAAUGGAAGUUGGUUUUGAGACGGUUAAUGACAGGUUUUUACGGAUCAUCCUCAUCACAUAAAUCUGACAAUCAAGACUUUGAACCUGCCUAAUCUUUUGUCUUUACAUUAAAAUAGAUUCUAUUCCAGCACAUCACAUUACAUUUUAAGAAUGAUUUCCGCCUUUGUUAUUAUGCUACAGCUUUAAAAAACUGGAAUGUAUAUAUCUAAACAGAACCUAUUUGUAUUAUAUAUAUAUUUUUAAAAGGUUGACCGAAGCUCUAUAGUCUAAAGUUAGAUGCAACUUUAUAUUGCUAUAUUAUCUUUUCCAGUGCACUGUAACAUUGCCAUGACAAACGUCCCCUGUGAAUGAUCAUAUAUAGAUGCGUUUAUUUCUGUGAAAAGUAUGUUAUCUUGAAAUUAGUCUAUAGGGUGAAAUGUUUUUGCUUUCAUAAGAUCGAAUGCUUUUCUUAGAAUUCCAGAAUCAAUGAAGGAAAACUGAUUUAAAUGUGAGGAAAUGUUUUUGUAGCUUGUGUAAGCUAAACUCAAUUUACAUUUUAAUAAAUAAGUCACUAUUG
Boleophthalmus pectinirostris (great blue-spotted mudskipper) is the source of this 2469-nucleotide messenger RNA. RefSeq names its product Na(+)/H(+) exchange regulatory cofactor NHE-RF1-like. Gene Ontology annotation, biological process: protein localization to plasma membrane. The record is from RefSeq and is a predicted model, not a curated record. Gene Ontology annotation, molecular function: signaling receptor binding; protein-membrane adaptor activity. NCBI's taxonomy places the organism in Eukaryota, Metazoa, Chordata, Actinopteri, Gobiiformes, Gobiidae. The transcript is spliced from 6 exons. Bases 242 to 1681 code for a protein of 479 amino acids. Gene Ontology annotation, cellular component: apical plasma membrane.